CGAGGAACCAGUCAAAGCAUCACUCAGGUAGUAAAGGGGCAGAUCCGAGGAGCAGAUACGAGCGACUGUGGGGCUGCUCAGCGCACACCCCUCUCCACCGACUCCUCGCUCCCCUGACCUCGACUCUUCCUGGAAAUCAUGGUGGCGAAAAACAGAAAACAGACCGGGAAGAGUCCGGCGACCCAGACUGACCGCGACAGGAGCCCGCUUGUUUCGCUCCCUGGCAAAAGUAACGUUAGGCGACCAGGCAGGGAGGGCAAAGCUUUCAACAGCCCGCAUCCAAACGGGCUUUCAGGCAUCAGACACAAGCUCGGGCUAACUCCCUCCGCAGCCCUGAAGCUGGGAACCGCUCUUUUCCUCGCUGCUCUGGCUGGAUAUCUGCACUGGUAUCAUCUCUCCCAGCUCUUUGAGAAUGACAGGCACUUUUCACACCUGUCUAACCUGGAGAAGGAAAUGGCUUUUCGAACAGAAAUGGGUCUGUACUAUUCCUACUACAAGACCAUUAUUGAGGCUCCUUCUUUCCUCAAUGGCCUCCACAUGGUCAUGAACGAUAAUCUGACAGAGUAUCCCCUGGUUAUCAACACACUGAAGAGAUUCAAUCUCUAUCCAGAGGUGGUCCUGGCCAGCUGGUACCGAAUGUACACAGGUGUAAUGGGCUACUUUGGGAUUCCAACAAAGAUGUGCUGGUCCAUCAACAGAGGGGAGGGACUCACUCCUGUGGACAGCUGUGAAGGGAUGGGUGAUCCAGCAUAUUUCUACGUUGCCUGUGUGUUCCUGCUGAACGGCUUGAUGAUGAGCCUGUUCUGUGGUUACGGUGCCUACCUCAGUGGCAGUCGACUGGGCGGUAUUAUUACCACGCUGUGUUUUUUCUUCAAUCAUGGUGAGAGCACUCGAGUGAUGUGGACGCCGCCCCUAAGGGAGAGCUUUGCCUACCCCUUCCUAGUCCUGCAGAUGCUUCUUCUCACUUACAUCCUACGGACCCGGAACCUGAGCAGGACAGCCAUGGUCGCCCUGGGCAUCUCCAAUUUGUGCUUUAUGCUGCCUUGGCAGUUUGCCCAGUUUGUGCUGCUCACUCAGGUGGCGUCUCUGUUUGCAUCGUACAUCCUGGGUUACCUCGCCGCCGCCAAGAUGCAGUCCAUCCUAGUGACUCAUAUGAUCACACUCGGUGUUUGCUUUAUCCUGAUGUUUGGUAACUCCAUGCUCCUCACGUCCUUCUACGCCUCCUCACUUGUCUCCAUCUGGGUGAUCAUUGCAUUGAGGGACCGAUUUGCUCAAGUAUUCAAGCCUGGUAUCGUCAUCUGGGUCAUGCAGGGUCUGGCUUGGGUUGGCUCCACGGUUUUACUGAAAUUCCUGCUGUCCACAAUCCUCGGUGCCUCUGAUGAUGCUCACAUCAGUGGACUAAUCAAAUCCAAGUUCACGAGCUACAACGACUUCCACACUCUGAUGUACACAUGUGCUGCCGAGUUUGACUUCAUGGAGUUAGAGACCCCCCUGCGAUACCUCAAAACAUUGCUGCUGCCCAUCAACGUGCUGGUGGUUGCUCUCAUUGCUGGCAGGACUGUCCAGGAUAUAGUCCGGACCCUGCGGCACGGAGGGAGCACAUCUGUAAAGACCGAUGAUGUUGAUGAAGCUGCAGGGUCUGAAAUAGCGGCAAAAGGAGAGCUUGUGUAUCACAGCCUGCAACUGGUGGCGUUUGCUGUCCUGGCCAUCCUCAUCAUGCGGCUGAAGCUCUUCCUGACACCCCACAUGUGCAUCAUGGCGUCGCUUAUCUGCUCCAGACAGUUGUUUAGCUGGAUCGGGGAGAAGUUUAAGCACCAGGUCACUGUUGUUGUCAUAAUGGCCAUCAUGGCAGUACAAGGAGUGGCCAACCUGCAGGCCCAGUGGGCGAUCAUUGGAGAGUUCAGCAACCUGCCACAGGAGGAGCUGCUGGACUGGAUCCAGGACAACACCCGUCCAAAUGCUGUGUUUGCUGGUGCCAUGCCCACCAUGGCCAGCGUGAAGCUUUCCACAGGUCGGCCCAUCGUCAACCACCCACACUACGAAGACGCUGGUCUGAGGGAUAGAACCAAGCUGGUCUACUCCAUGUACAGCCGAAUGUCUGGAGAAACUGUAAAGAAGAACCUGAUGAAGCUGGGCGUGGAUUUCUUCGUCCUUGAGGAUUCUUGGUGCACAAGGCGAACCAGGCCUGGAUGCAGCAUGCCAGAGAUUUGGGACAUUGAGGAUCCCCAAAAUGUUGGUAAAAUUCCCCUCUGCACUCACAUGUCCAGGAACUCACGACCCCACUUCACCACAGUCUUUUCCAAUGACAUUUACAAAGUCCUAAAAGUCCCCAAAGUCACCAAAGACCUCAGAUAACAUCGCUGGACAGACUGACUCAGCACCAAACUUCUUGUUUCCGCCACUUCUUUUCGUUUUUAUUUGCAUUUUUUGGUCACUCACUGUUGUUGCUGCUUUUUACUUCCCAAAACUCAAACCCCUGUAGUUCCACUUUUUAAAUUAUUGUUCUGAUUCGCUGAGCGACGGACUAAAAACAAGUUGGACGUGCCAAAUCAGUAUGCCAUGAGUCUGACUACUCUUGGUGGCCUCACAGUUCUCAGUAUUUGCAAUUUGAAGUCUCUUGCCAGCAUUUUUAUUGCUGCAUCUUUGUCACCCAGCAGCGUUCUCAUUUUGCUCCUGGUGGUGCCCAAGUAAAAGUCCAAAGGUGUUGUAGCUUUUGUUUAAGCUUGUUGCAGUGGUUGUGUUAAUGAGUUUCCUCAUUUUAAGGGAAGCUGUUAUUACAUCUGUUUUUUGUUUUUUUACUGCUUACAAUAAUUUUCUUUGACUUUCACUUCAGAAGUAAACUUUGUCUGGCAGGACCAAUCAGUGAUGUCCACAUACUGUGAAGCAAUACCUUUGCAAACUCUAUCGUUAUGCACAGUGUUGAUCUCUGAAGAGAUUUCUUUCAGUAGUACACUAUUUGUAUAAUUUAUUUGUGUGAGCAUUUUUAUGCAACUUCAAGCUGUUACGCUGUUUUCUGUGAAGAUCAUGGAGUUUUAGGAGUCUUGGGAAUCGCAGGGGAAAACUGUUCAUAUUUGGAAGCUUUUUAAAAUCUUUUUAAUACAUAUCGUUCAGCAUUGGUGUCUAGUCUGAAUUCACUCGAAGACUUUCACAUAGUAGAAGAGCUUUCAUUCUUAGUCCAGUUAUAAUUAGGUUAAAAUAUAAUUUUUAAUGGCCAAACUUAGUAAGCAAAAACAGUAGAUUACUCAAAACUGCCAUGUUACAACUUUUUUGUAAAUACCCAAACUGUUGUUUUGUAAAAUGCUCAUGUACAGCCUUGAAAAGAUUCCUCGUGCUUUUUGGAUCAUUGUUUAUUGCCAAAGGAAGUCUUGUUAUUAAUAUUCAGGGUACUGUAGCACAUGAAAGAUGUGGUUUUAGUGAUUAAGAACCAUCAACUUGUGAGUUCUGUGACAGCCAACCUGAACUACUUGUAGCAGUGAAGUUUAUGUAAGUGGUAGCAGUUGUGGGUUCCUUCGUCGGGCCACAAUAAACAUUUUAGGAAAUGCACUCAUUCAGUUCGCACUGAGAGUCAGAUGAGAAGAUCGAUACCACUCUCAUUUCUGUUCAGUGCAGUAGGUAUGUAGCUACAGUCAGGAUAUGAUUAGCUUAUCUUAGCAUAGAAAAAGAUAAAAGGGGGAUACCUCACUAAUUAAAGGUAAAUUCAUUCGUGUUUUUUUGCGUGCACGUGGCAUUCAAGUUUCAGAAGAGUCACCUGGGAUGCAUGUCAUUAUGUUUAAACAGUAUUCCACAUGCUUGGUCCUGUUUUUGUUGAACUCCUGCACACACUAUUUUCACUUUUUGACGUUUUCAUGUUGUCCAGUCAAACAUAUCAAACAAAGCUGCUCUUCUUCUUGCUGUCAGAAAGUCUGACCGAUAUGUGUAUAAGAGCUUAUCUGCUGUUGCUGUCAGUGCACAGCUGUCCAUGAACUAUUAACUCCAGACAAGUUACUUCAUUUGUUUGCUUUAGUAUUUUUAAUAUUGGGACUUGAGCCAGGUUAAUUGUAGCCAUGCUUUGAGUCUUUUGUUGCCUUCAAAUGGAACUUCUGAUAGGACAUGGGAUGUGCACAAUGGGGUUUUUCUGUUAGUUUUUUUUUUUUUACCGUUUUUUUUUCAGAUUUUCUGAAAUUGAAUGAAAUAACUUAAGUCACAGCUCAUAAGCUGAUGUGUUUAUCUUCUCAUCUUAGAAAACAACUACGCAUAUUUGCAAAAAUGGCAGACUCUUCCUGUAAGUGCAGUUUUGUAAGUGUAUUGUUUGUACUGCACAGUUGAAAUGAGAUCAUUUGAAACAAUCUAUUGAGGAACAGAUAUGUUAAUCACAUCAGUCACUUGUACUGUCAGGAAGUGUCUUUUCCACCCACUGUGGGUUGAAAUAGCAGUGGCACCAUAGCUGCAUAUUGUAUUGUUGCUUUGUCUUAAUAUAAUCAAGCUCACUGGACAGUUUAAACUUUUAAGUUAAAUCAUGUGCAUACUUUUUUUUUCACCUGCCUUGCUUUGCUUCUAAAGCUUGGAACUAUUUUUUCAGAAUGACGGCUGCUAAAAAGGAGCAAAACAAAUCAGCACACAUUAGGUUUGUGGUACAGUAACUAACAGUUGUUUGUCUUUGCAAGAAAUAGUUUGACAUUUUGGGAAAUGCACCUUAUUACUCUCACUGAGAGGUAGAUAAGAAAAACUGCUACAUGCCUGUACUUUGAAUAUAAAAGUUAGAUUAGCCUUAAAACUGGCUCUGUCAGGCUACUUCAAAAAUACACCUGCAGGCACCUCUAAAAGUGUGAAGUGGUGGUUUUUAUGGGAAAUUAUGUGCUGGACUAUUUCUGCCUGAGAACAGUUGUCAUGUGAUCACAAGUUUCUGUACCUGGAAAACUACAAUAUGGGAUUGUAGAGAGUCAGGCUGGCUAUGUCCUUUUGUAUUUCAGUAUUAAUGCGAAGUUAAUCUUCCAUCUCAUUGGCUAUAACUUCAUAUUUAACAGACAGACAUGAGAGUGGCUUGGAUCUUCUGAAAAUGUCAAACUACCGACGUGCGUGGCAACAGUAGUGACUCUUCCACCAGAUGUAUGGAAGUUAAGAGUUUUCUGUAUCAUGCUUCCUCUUCCAACAUGUUCCUCAUAUUCAUUUGUAACGAAUUAUCAAAUGUUUUGUGAUAGAAGAAAUUCUCUUGGGUUUAAUGUAUUUUUUUUCCAUAAGUAUCCAUAAAACUCAUUGAAUCCUCACAGUUUGGGGUAAACUAGUUCAUUAAUGGGGCUUCUGGAUGAGAUUAGAGAACAAAUUAGAUUAGUGAGGUGAAACUUUUAAACAAAAUGUACGUUCAUAAUUCCAAAAGAUCUUCUGUGCUGAGAUAAAAUGUGCAAGAGCGAGCGGUUGAACAAAUCAUGCAGUCCAGCUGAUUUCAGAGCUGUUCUUCUAGUUUGUGGCUCACAGUUUUCAAGUGAUCUUGUAGGUGCCCGUUUUUAAGGAGUGGUGCUGUUGUUAGACCUCCCCAAACACUUUGACAUAAACAGUUUAUUCCUGUCGCAGGCCUUGGUGUGUUCCAGAUGUCUUUUAUAAUAUUUGUCUAUUUUGUCUGUAUUUUAAAAAAAAUAAAGUAUUUGCCAUGA
Messenger RNA from Amphiprion ocellaris (clown anemonefish), 5627 nucleotides. It is a transcript of the gene dpy19l1l, whose product is annotated as dpy-19-like 1, like (H. sapiens). Gene Ontology annotation, cellular component: nuclear inner membrane. The transcript has 22 exons. Gene Ontology annotation, molecular function: mannosyltransferase activity. Bases 139 to 2355 code for a protein of 738 amino acids. The record is from RefSeq and is a predicted model, not a curated record. Lineage: Eukaryota; Metazoa; Chordata; Actinopteri; Pomacentridae.